AUAAAAGAAAAUUAUUUUUAAUGAAUAGUUAUGAAGAACUACAAUGUAUACAAUGAAGUGGUCUAAUUUUCAACAGCAUUGUGGUUUUGGUUUUUUGAUAAGACUCGUGUUAAUUGUUUACGCAACUUUUCAUGAUAAAUUAUUUAAAGUUCCUUAUACUGACGUUGAUUACAAAGUAUACACUGAUGCUGCAAGAUAUGUAACUCUUGGUAAAUCACCAUAUAAUCGACAUACUUAUAGAUAUUCACCAUUAUUGGCUUUUAUACUCACGCCAAAUAUAUUUAUUGAUCCAAAUUUUGGAAAAGUUCUCUUCUCUAUAAUUGACAUCAUUAUAGUUAUUUUAAUUAAAGUUAUACUAUCAAAAAAUUACUGCCCAAAUAGAAUUUCAAAAAUUUGUGCAUUAUUGUGGCUAUAUAAUCCAAUGACAAUAGUAAUUUCAACACGAGGCAACUCAGAUUCUCUAGUAGUUGUAUUAAUUCUGUUGACUUUAUAUUUUCUAGAAGAGAAAUAUUUUAUUUCCGGGUUAAUUUAUGGUUUAUCAGUAUAUUUUCGUUUAUAUCCAAUUAUAUAUAGCUUAGUAAUAUAUUUAUCACUUAAAACUGAAAAUCAUUUUAUUCCUAAUAGAAAUCAAUUAAAAUUUCUGUUAGGUUUUUUUUUGUCAUUUAUGACUCUAACAUGUAUUAGUUACCUCUUUUAUGGCUAUGAAUUUCUUUAUACAAGUUUCUUUUUUCAUUUAAUACGAAAAGAUGCACGUCAUAAUUUCUCUAUCUAUUUUUACAUGCUUUACUUAUUAGUUGGCGAAUCUGAAAAUACAAUUGAACGUAUUUUACGAACAAUACCACUGUUAAUUUUAUUGAUCAUAGUGUCGUUUCGGUAUGCAAAUAAAAAACAAUUACCAUUUGCUAUUUUAAUCUUAGCCAUGGUAAUGGUUACAUAUAAUUCUGUCGUAACUUCUCAAUAUUUUUUUUGGUAUUUAUCAUCAUUGCCUCUUUCUAUACCGCAUAUACGAAUGAGUUUAAUUAAAUGGAUUACUUUAGGUAGUAUUUGGGCUAUGGCUCAAGGAUUAUGGCUUUUCCAUGCAUAUUGUUUAGAAUUUCUAGCAUUAAAUACAUUUUAUUCAAUAUGGUUCGAUAGUAUGAUUUUUUUUGUUGUAAAUAUAAAAGUAUUGUAUGAUUUGAUCGUUCAUUAUAAUAAUGUACUUAUAUAUUCAAAGGAAAAAUAA
This is a messenger RNA of Chelonus insularis, 1222 nucleotides long. RefSeq names its product Phosphatidylinositol glycan anchor biosynthesis class M (gene PIG-M). The transcript has a single exon. Gene Ontology annotation, cellular component: membrane; glycosylphosphatidylinositol-mannosyltransferase I complex. Gene Ontology annotation, biological process: GPI anchor biosynthetic process. NCBI's taxonomy places the organism in Eukaryota, Metazoa, Arthropoda, Insecta, Hymenoptera, Braconidae. The record is from RefSeq and is a predicted model, not a curated record. Bases 44 to 1222 code for a protein of 392 amino acids. Gene Ontology annotation, molecular function: alpha-1,4-mannosyltransferase activity; GPI mannosyltransferase activity.